GGGAGAGAGAGAGAGACAGAGACAGAGAGAGCUCCAAAUGAUUUCCAUCUCCAAGUAAACGCAAAGAAAACAAAAAGAAGGGGUUUUUAUAUGCGUAUGCGUAUACAGACGCACACACUCUUGAGUCUUGAAUACCAACUGCCGUACUAUUGCCAUAAUGCAGCAAAAGUUCAGAACAGCCUCCACCUUUCUAAUUUGCUGGUCGUAAACUCCAGACCAAGCCGACCGUUCUGAGUUACUGCAACAAAGGUGAUGAAAAAGGCUCGAGGGGUUUGCAAAUAGCUUGGAGCUUGGAAUCCUUACUCAGUACAUACUGUACAUUGUAUCAUCAUCGACAAGCUUCAUAAGAGUGUACAUCGAUCAUGAGGCAACGCAGUCUGACUUGGCAAGAGAAUGAGACGCCGUACGUGGAUAUUGAGGCACAAAUACCCGAGAAUGGAGAAACUGAAGCCGAUUCAGAAGAAAAGAAAACAGCCACAAAAAGGGAUAGUAACCCAGUGAGGUGGCUCAUUCGGAAGUGUAAUAUCGACCCACAAGGGAGGUUCAUUCGAACUUGGGAUUUGAUAUUUCUCCUAUCUUGUCUGAUUGCAGUAUCAGUGGACCCUUUGUUCUUUUACCUUCCUGUGAUCAAUGAAGACAGAACGUGCCUUACUUUAGAUAACAGAUUAAAGAUCACAGCUACUUGUUUGCGAUCGGUUCUGGACUUCAUCUCUCUUUCAGAUAUUAUUUUGCGAUUUAUUUGUCCUUUUACAAACGAGGAUUCUCCUGAUCAACAACAUGGACAAACAAAUUUAGUUAAAGAUGCUUGGCCAAUAGCAAAGAGGUACUUGUUUUCCCGAUACUUCCUAAUUGACAUUCUCGCUAUUCUUCCAGCUCCACAGGUGGCAGUUCCAAUUAUAUUUUCAGAUAUGGGAAGUCAGACAUAUUGGAAAAUAUUCCUGGGCACUGUCGUUCUCUUUCAGUAUGUGCCGAGAGUUUUACGAAUCUUCCGAGUAUGGAGUAAGGUUGACAAGAGUACCACCAUAUUUAAAGCUGUAUCAUGGUUGAAUGCUGGAAAUUAUUUUUAUCUGUACCUCUUUGCCAGUUAUGUGUUGGGUGCAUUUUGGUACUUUUUAUCCAUUCAACGACUGAUGGAUUGCUGGCACGUAGCCUGUAAACGUAAUAAGGGAUGCAACCCAAGUUCUUUUUUCUGUGACCACGAUGAUGGAAAUCACAUAUUUAAAAAGGAAUGGUGCCCUGUAAAAACACCAGAUUCAACAGCCUUUGACUUUGGAAUAUUCCGUGAAGCCCUUCAAUCCGUAAAAGCGUCACCUUUUCUUCAAAAGUGUCUGUUCUGUUCAUGUUGGGGCGUUCGAAAUUUGAGUUCUCUUGGUCAAAACCUUCAGACAAGUCCUUAUGAAUGGGAAAACGUUUUUGCAAUUUUUGUUACAAUCUUGGGCUUGCUUCUGUGUUUGUACUUCAUUGGAAAUGUGCAGAUGUAUAUGCAUUUGAAGAAAAAUAGGAAGUUGGAGCUCACUUAUAUGGAUAAGGAUGAUAAAGCAAGGAUGAAAGCUAAAGAAAAGAAGGCAGAGGAAUGGAUCUCUAAAAACCAACUUCCUGAUCAUAUGAAGAAAGAGAUCAUGUCCUGUAUAAGACAAAAACUGGGAAAAAAGGAAGAUAUUGAUACUGAGAAUCCAUUCCCUCAUCUUCCCAAACAUCUUAGUACAGAGAUUAGGCGCCAUCUUUGCUUGCCCCAGCUAAAGAAAGUGCCAAUGUUUCAAGAAAAAAGUGAAAAGCAGUUGCAUUUAAUCUGCGACGAGCUCAAACAAGUGUACUACAAUGAGGAUAGCUAUAUUGUUCGGCAGGGAGAACCCCUUGACCGGAUGCUCUUCCUGACACAAGGAUAUGCGUUGAAAUUCAGAAGUGGGGAAACAGCUUUGAGGAGGAGCAUUGGGAAAGGUGACUUCAUUGGAGAACAACUUCUAACAUGGGGUUUUAAUGGCUCCUCCGCACCCAACCUAUCUGAGCUCCCAAUAUCUACAGAAACAAUCAAAACCCAUAACAAAGUUGAAGCCUUUGCUCUAUUGGCCAACGUCUUGAGGACUCUAGUUCCCAAGGUGCAGGAAGUAGAUACUGUUAAAAGCGAAGCUGUCCAAAAAAACACUCCAGUUGAAGGUAAUCUUGAAAGUUAUUACACGGCACUUCAGAGGCAUGAACACUUGAGAAGUGAAAUCGAAGAAGGGGAUUUGGUAGAUUAGGGCAUCGUCUGGGCCUUGGGCCAGGAAGGAAUAAACGGGACUUGUGCAGUAGCACGGGGGCUGUGCUAGGUUCUGAAGUUGUAGCUGAAUAAUAAUGGGCUGAGCCCAUGGGCUUGCGAGUCCAUUAUAUGAGUAUCUUUCAUUUAAUGUUUAGUCACAAUCUGUAGCUUUAUUAUAGUUUCCGUUCGCAGAGGCUAUAUCCUUGUAUUCCUGCAGCCGGGUUUGUUAUGUCAGACCUAUGCAUAUUCAUAUUUUCCUAUUCUCUCUAUCUCUCUGAUUUCUUGGAGGAACCCACCCUCGAAGCUGAGCACCCAUUCGCUCAUCUCCUGUAUUUAUCUUUAUCAAUUACACAAUCCAAAACUAGUGUUACAAGUGGUA
This is a messenger RNA of Juglans regia (Persian walnut), 2615 nucleotides long. Its product is annotated as cyclic nucleotide-gated ion channel 1-like. Gene Ontology annotation, cellular component: membrane. Gene Ontology annotation, molecular function: monoatomic ion channel activity. Bases 363 to 2237 code for a protein of 624 amino acids. Gene Ontology annotation, biological process: transmembrane transport; monoatomic ion transport. The transcript has 8 exons. The record is from RefSeq and is a predicted model, not a curated record. NCBI's taxonomy places the organism in Eukaryota, Viridiplantae, Streptophyta, Magnoliopsida, Fagales, Juglandaceae.